GUGAGGAAGGGGCAGGAGGGAGGGAGUGAGCGCUUUAGAGAAACAGGGAGUGCGGAGCAAACGGAAAUAUCAAAUGCGACCAAUAUCAUUCAUGAUGUCGGACAUAAAAAGCCUGGAGCAUCCGACGUUAAAGGUUCCAUACGAAUUGUUAAACAAAAAAUUUCGCCUAGCGCAAAAGACAUUGGAUCGUGAAGUAUCACAUGUACAGGUAGCAGCCAACGAAUUAGAAAAAAUAGGCUUGAGAGGCGAUGGAGAGAGUGUUCCUACAGGUGAAAUAACUCGUCUCUUAGGUGGCGUAGUAGCUAAGCUUCAAGUUUUAAAAAGGAAAGCAGAGGAAUCAAUUGCAGAGGAGCUACAGACUGGUAUGGUUUGUAAACGAAGGUUGGAUCACCUAAAAGAUCAUGCAAAUACAAAUAACAGUGCGGUAAAUCAAUGGAGAAGGCAGAGACUGGAUCGAAUGCUUGUAGAAUAUUUUCUUCGCAAAGGGUAUUACAAAACAGCCAUGAAAUUAGCUGACACUAGUGAUCUUAGAGAUUUAACGAAUAUAGAUGUUUUUAUGGUAUCCAGAGAAGUAGAAAAAUCAUUGGCAAAUCAUGAAACAGCCAGAUGCCUUGGGUGGUGUCAUGAUAACCGAUCGAAAUUACGAAAAUUAGGUAGUACAAUGGAAUUUAAUUUGCGUAUUCAAGAAUUUAUAGAGCUUGUGCGCGCAGAUCGAAGGUUAGACGCUGUAAAACAUGCACGAAAGUGCUUUGCGAUUUACGAAGACUAUCAGCUGCAGGAAAUACAAGCUUGUAUGGGCCAAUUAGCAUUUCCAGCAGAUCCUCAUCAUAGUCCUUAUAAAGAUCUAUUAGAUGAAAAAAGAUGGGACAGAUUAAUCGAACAGUUUCGUCAUGAAAAUUAUAGACUUUUUCAACUGGCGAGUCAAAGUGUAUUUACAGUGGCAUUACAGGCUGGUUUAUCAGCUUUAAAAACGCCUCAGUGUUAUAGUGGUAAUAAAGAAGGGAAAAAUCCUAGUUGUCCAGUAUGUAAUGAAACGUUGAACGAACUUGCUACUCCAUUACCAUUUGCGCAUUGCUCGCAGUCAAGGCUUGUCUGUAGUAUCAGUGGUAAAGCAUUGAAUGAACACAAUCAACCCAUGAUGAUGCCAAAUGGUUAUGUUUAUGGUGAAAAGGCUUUAGAAAAAAUGGCACAGGAAAAUAAUGGAACUGUAGUUUGUCCAAAAACCAAAGAAGUAUUUCCUUUUAAGAAAAUCGAAAAAGUUUACGUUAUGUAAGCCACUGGAUCACAAAUUGUAUUAUACACAUUAGAUUUAAUUUUCUCUUAUCUCAUAUUAGACUAAGGAUUUUUGUUU
Messenger RNA from Ceratosolen solmsi marchali, 1351 nucleotides. It is a transcript of the gene Kaz, whose product is annotated as E3 ubiquitin-protein transferase Katazuke. Bases 74 to 1273 code for a protein of 399 amino acids. Gene Ontology annotation, biological process: proteasome-mediated ubiquitin-dependent protein catabolic process. Lineage: Eukaryota; Metazoa; Arthropoda; Insecta; Hymenoptera; Agaonidae. The record is from RefSeq and is a predicted model, not a curated record. Gene Ontology annotation, cellular component: GID complex; cytoplasm; nucleus. The transcript has 5 exons. Gene Ontology annotation, molecular function: protein binding; ubiquitin protein ligase activity.